Molecule: messenger RNA, 771 nt
Organism: Alosa sapidissima (American shad)
Lineage: Eukaryota; Metazoa; Chordata; Actinopteri; Clupeiformes; Clupeidae
Product: apolipoprotein C-II-like
Biological process (GO): lipid metabolic process; lipid transport
Cellular component (GO): chylomicron
Molecular function (GO): enzyme activator activity
Source: RefSeq, a predicted model, not a curated record
AGUCAACACCUUGUGUUUGUAUAAAUACUGUACGAGAACGGCCAGAGACGCGCACCACUCAAUCUGCCUCGGGCUACUAAGGACGCAUAAGCUGCAAAGGAGAGACCACUGCUGUCAUCAUGAGGAAGCUCCUGGUUUGUGCUGUGCUUCUUGCACUUCUUGCCAUCGGUGCCGAGAGUAGCCGCGUGGCCAGGCAGGCUGAGGAGGAGGGAGAUCAGGGCACCGCAGCCAGAGUGAUGAACACCCUCAGAUCCUACUACGACCAGACCCUCAACACCGCCGGAGGAUACCUGGAGGAUAUCAGGGAGUUGAAACUGGAGGAGAAAGCCAAGAACCUGUACGUGGAGACCACCACAGCUGUCAGGACCUACACUGGGGUCAUGCAGGACCAGCUGUAUCACAUGGUCGGGUCCCAGUAAAUAUCCCAGACUUCAUAUACCGACUCAGUCCAAAUUUAGGACAGACCAUCUCUGAUGCUGCAAGCUAGCUAGCUAGCAUGGCUUGGCUGACAUCAUCUAAACUCUAGUUGAGGACCAGUGUGUUGGCACACUCAUCAACAAGGUCUCAACAGUUUCUCACUGCAACAGGAAACUCACAGCUAACCUACUUCACAUAGAAUUCAAUGAUUCAACUGUAUUGAUAUUUACAUCAAUCAGUCAUACAAAUAUGGUGGAAGCACAUCAGUUCUGUGGAAAUGAUUGACACAAGUUAUUCCAUGCCAUUCGUUCAAGUGAACUGUCAUGCAAUAAAAAAAACAUGCUGGUUUGAAAA